Molecule: messenger RNA, 1730 nt
Organism: Coregonus clupeaformis (lake whitefish)
Lineage: Eukaryota; Metazoa; Chordata; Actinopteri; Salmoniformes; Salmonidae
Product: gamma-sarcoglycan-like
Exons: 9
Coding region: 129-998 (289 amino acids)
Biological process (GO): cardiac muscle tissue development; heart contraction
Cellular component (GO): sarcoglycan complex; sarcolemma
Source: RefSeq, a predicted model, not a curated record
UCCACCGCUGCUACCCCUUUUGCUGCUGUUGCUUCAGAGGAGCUCUGUUUGCUACCGGAGAGGAAGCUGUGUCUCAGCACACAAAGAUUUGUGAUUUUCAUAGAAAGAGAAUCUUCAAUUUAAAUCAGAUGGUGAGGGAGCAGAAUGUCACCACCACCCAGGACAGCAGUGUCCCUGCCCCGGUCCCUGACUCCAUCUAUAAGAUCGGGAUCUACGGUUGGAGGAAGCGCUGCCUCUACCUGUUUGUCCUGCUGCUCAUCAUCAUCCUCACCGUGAACUUUGCCCUCACCAUAUGGAUCCUCCAGAUCAUGUGGUUUAACACAGAAGGGAUGGGACAUCUAAAAGUAACAUCGGACGGAGUGAGGCUUGAGGACGGCGAGUCAGAGUUCCUCUUUCCUCUCUACGCCCAAGAGAUCCUCUCCAGAGAGGACUCCUCUCUCCUGGUGCACUCAUCUGAAAACGUCACCCUCAAUGCCCGCAAUGAAAAUAAUGAUGUCACAGGAAGUCUAUCCGUAGGUCCAGAUGUGGCCCAGGGAAAUGCACAGAAUUUUGUCAUCAGCUCCAACACCAAGAUGCUGUUUUCUGCCGACGACAAAGAGGUGGUUGUUGGGACAGACAAGCUCCGAGUCACAGGUCCAGAAGGUGCCCUGUUUGAACACUCUGUAGAGACGCCCCUGAUCAAAGCUGAGCCCUUCAAAGACUUGAGGCUGGAGUCUCCAACCCGCUCUCUCAGCAUGGAUGCACCAAAGGGAGUCUUUGUCAAGGCACUGGCCGGGAACAUCGAAGCGGCAUCUAACAUGGAUGUUCUAUUGCAUUCCAGUGAAGGACUGGUGAUUCUGGAUGCCGAGACGGUGCGUCUGCCUAGUCUCCCCCUGGGACAUGGAGGGGUGUCUGGAAAUGCUCAGGGACUCUACGAAGUGUGUGUCUGUCCCAGCGGAAAGCUGUUCCUGUCCAAGGCUGGGGUCACCUCUACGUGCAGCAAAAGCCAAGAGUGCUAGCGUGUGUCUUUGCCAUCAGAUUAUACCAUGGUGAAUGAAAAUGCCUUCAUAUUGGGUACUCUGAAACACUUUCAAAUGAAUCCUCAAAAAAGCAAAAAAACAACCACAACUUUUCAUAUCUGAACAAAACUGCCAGUUGAACUGCAGACAUAUCCUCCUAAGUAAUUUAUCCAUGGUGCAUUUAUUGAAGUUUGAGAAUAUUUUACUAUGUAACUGAAACAGUGACAUGACAACUUUAUACCACAUUAAUAAGUGGCUUACUCAUGCAGUAUAGUUGUUGAUAACAUUUUAUGUUUACACUGAGUUGAGAUUAUUGUUUAUUUUAUAAUUACAGUAUUAUGGCUGGGCAAUGAGGAGCUGGUUAACAGAUUACAUCCUAUGCAAUAUGUUUUUUGUGGUGCAAUAAUAUAGGACUUUAUGUGGGCCCAAUUUCCUGGACCCAGAUGAAGCCUAGUCCACAAUGGAGAAUCUCCCAUUGAAAGUGAUUUUUAGUGUAGGCUUAAUCUGGGGCCGGGAAACCGGCCCUUAGGGUAUUAAUAUAUUGUGCAAAUGGAGAGAAAAGCAUGAUAUGAUCUAGUCUGUAGAUACACUGAGUAUACCAAACAUUAGGAACACCUUCCUAAUUAGAUUAUAGUCAGUCAAACUAAUCUGUAUAUUGGGCGCAACUUUGGUUUUAGAAGUGGGGGGAACAUAUUCUUUUUUUAUCCAGUCGGAUAAACACUCCAAACAGCC